AUGGCAGCACCACCAUCUGAACUCCGAUCUAUUACUGCUACGCCUGUGAUACCGAUCGCUAAUCGCGACGAGACCGUCGCUCUGCAGAUUAAAGUUAAUACUGAAGUGUGGAAUGCCGCGAAUCCCGCUGACAAGCUGGACGGGGCCCAUGGAAGCUUCAGGCCAAUUGGACUGAAGCUGAAAAAGGCAGCUGUCCUGGGCAUCGAAGGGGAAGCUAACUAUCCACAAACUUGGCCUGCUUUUACACAGACCAAGUGUCUGAUCAUCGGCAGCAUUAAAGAUGCUAAAUCUGUUCAGGUCGAUAUCUUGAAAGGGGUCUGGGAGGAAACAAAGCUCGCAGACCCAGCGCCGCGCCAAGCACAAAUACUCAAGGCUGGCUUCAAAACCAAUCUUGAGGUUAUAAAUCCACUUGGAUCGGGUGAUGACGCUCCAAGCAUACCAUGGGGCUUCUCCGGGGAUGUUGAAUGGCGAAUUGAGACGCAAACGGGACCAAAACAGACCCUCCUUGUGAAAGACAAAUCGCGACUCGAAAUCUACCAUCUGGCAGGAAUAGCAGUAGGUGGACCAACAGAAACCUUCGACCCCCAGGCCACACUGCCAAACCUACAGGGCAAAUGGCCAGUCAAUUUACUCCGUAUUUUCAUGCCCAAUCCGACCGACAUUAUCGAUAAAGCGGCCGAAAUCAAUGCCAACAAAUUGUCAUGGUGGGCGAAGCUCGCCAUUGGAAAACUCUCUGCAAUGAAAGUCUUGUACGACACAGCGGAAGGGAGAUCCAGCUUCGGCAUCAGCUUUUUCGGUGGUAGUCUCGAUGUCAAUCAUUUCCAUGACAGUUUGGAAUUGACUUUGAACUCCUUUGAUUUGACAUGUAUGCUUGAAGCGGCGUUCCAAAUACUCCUGUCUACUUAUCCCGCAGGGACAGCCCCCACGGUUAAUUGGGUUGGGCUGACAUCAUGCGGGGCAAUUGCUGAUAAGACAAGCUAUUCAAUGGUGCCAAUGGGAUGGGAAAGCGACACAGCAGUUAGUCAAGGACUUUCCACCCCGUUCUUCAAAGGCACACUGGGUCCAGACGAACAAGAUGGUUGGCUAGCAACGAAUGCAUGGCUAGAGAUCAAGACAGGUGUACCCGAAGAAGCUUACGUUGUCCAAGCGGCAUUCAGUGUCAAGGAAAAGAACGAAGCUCAAGCACGUCCAGAUACCGCAGACAUCAAACGAAUUGAGUUCCUCAAAAGACACUUCAAGGAUAGCGACAGGCUAAGUCAGAACACCGGGCACUUCUUCGACUGGAACAACACUACUGUCGUCCCACAAGCAGAUGCGGUUGGAAAUAGUUUGAGUCAAAAGGUAGGCCUUUUCAAUCUCAGAGGUGUGAAUGAGCCGUGGCCAUGGAACUUUCCAUCUACGGGGCCAAAGCCGCCGCCAGUGCCUCUGGUAGAGCCACUCAAACUUGAAAUCAACAAAAUACUCAAUGCCCAGGGAACGAAAAACAACGCAAGUACCGCGAAGAAUCUUAAUAUAAUCAACUCCAGUUCUCUACACCCUUCACAAAUUUAUCCGCGUCUCAAGUUCAAAACGCUCUACAAAGGGGACACGGACUAUUUCCGUCUUGUGGUGGCUCGUGGAGUAUCUGUUGCAACUUACGUUGUGCCCUUGAAUGGUGUCCCUAAUACGAAUGCCAGAGUCAAAAUAUCAACGUUUGAGACCUUUUCCAACGCUUUUGAUGGUCUGAUCAACGAGCUAGCCGGGUUUGAGAGCAAUCUUGGGAAGCUCAUUGUCCCCAACGAUCCAACAAAGCAAUAUGGCAAUUACAUGGUCCACACAAAGCGUAGCCUAAUAUUUGUGCGCAACAAUCUCCUUGUCGACUUCACAAUCCUGGGUACUGCCAGUUAUGGGAAUCAGGCUGCCACAGCUGCCCUGCUCCCGUUGGCUGAGUCGCUUGAUUCCUAUCUUACAGCGAGCACCGUUUCCCUCGCUCAGCUGCGCAAGGCUGCUUUCAUUAUUACCGACCCCCCACUACCACCAAAUGGGCAACCACCCACUACCCAAGUCAUAAUUGACACGCCUUUCCAGGUCACCCUGGCUAACGCGAGCAUGCUAGCAGAGGAGUUAGGCGUCUUUGUCUAUUCGGGGCAGAGUAACGUCGCGCAACCCAUCAUAUUCACCUCUGCGGGGCCCCUCGUCUCUGAUGCGGCUCUUAACACGUCUACUCGUGUUCUCGAGUUUCUUCCCGUACAGAAGCAAGCCGCCAUGUCAGGUCAGCCUGUCGAUAUUGCAGUGUCGGGUGCGCACUACGAUACUUUCUACCCAGUCACACAGCUCACCCAGGUGGCCCUUCAGUAA
Fusarium pseudograminearum CS3096 is the source of this 2337-nucleotide messenger RNA. RefSeq lists its product as uncharacterized. Bases 1 to 2337 code for a protein of 778 amino acids. Lineage: Eukaryota; Fungi; Ascomycota; Sordariomycetes; Hypocreales; Nectriaceae. The transcript is spliced from 5 exons. The record is from RefSeq and is a predicted model, not a curated record.